GUUGACAGUGAAACUGGUCGUUCAUAAGCGUUCAUCAUGUCACUGGUAUUCGCAAUCAGCAUACUGACUUUCUUGAUUGUCAUGGCUUGCUCAGCUGAAUAUAUGGAUCAGCGUGGACGAGAGUUUCUACUUGGAUUUCCGCUCUGGCCUAAUGCGUCCCAAAGUGGCUCAGUUCGACUGCAUGUACGAGGGCCGAAAUACACCAACCUUACAAUUGAAAUGGUCGGGUCCGGGGAAAUUAACAAUUAUACCAUUGGGCUUUCAGAAAAUCUCACAAUCCACCUACCGACAAAUGUUGAAUACAAUGGAUCAGAAACACCUCAUAAUAAUAGUGUCCGAGUUUUGAGCACUGCUGAAAUAUAUGUUUAUGUCAUUCGUGGAGUUUCGGGGGCUUAUUUUGCAGUACCAAAACUGUCACACUGGUCAAAAAAAUUCUACGUUGUGUCCCACUCUCCAUCAGGUGGUGGAUACUCCUACUUUUCUAUCAUAGGGUAUGAAGAAGCAAACGUCGAGAUUAUUUUCAGAACGGAACUAAACUGUGGGUCACUCUCCAUAACUCCUCACGUACCAAUACGUGUUAGAAUCUUGCCCAUGCAAAUGUGGAGUAUAUACUGUUCUCAAGAUUUGACAGGAACGUACAUUAAAAGCCCAAAGCCAAUAUCCGUCCUCUCUGGUACAACCUUUCCGGAAGCUGCGUAUGGGGGGAAAUUUGUAGAAGAAAUGUUACUACCUAAAGGUUUCUUUGGGAGCAACUUUGUUCUUCCAACCAUUUCAGGUGAAACUGCGGUUUUGAGAAUCGUCGCAUCAGAAAAUGAUACGGCCAUAUACGCUGAGGGGGGCCUAUAUUGUUAUAUGGGAGCUGGUGACUACGUGGAUGUGGUCACGGACGACGAAGAUGUGCACUGUCUUAAAGGCACACGUCCAAUCCAGGUAGUGUUGUUAGGGAAGCGAGCAAAUGGCAGCUCCCACAGUGUGGAUGGCUUUCAAGGGGAGCUGGUCAUGGCAGCCGUACCUCCUGUUGAACGUUUUCAGAUUCACGACAAAAUUGAUAUAUUUUCUGUUGCUGGUGAUGGACUUAUUAGCCAGGUGAUGUUUUUCUUUGAAAAUGACACUGACAUCGAGAUUGGAGGAACUGCAAGUUCUUUCUUUGAAUAUUCUGAAUGUUGUAACCAUGUGAUAUCCUACUUAGUGGAUAGUCAACAGACCAUGCUGGUCAUGCCAAAGAACUUCUCUGUUGGAGUCAUGCAGCUGGCUACUUCCGGGAGCAAAGGAUUCGGGCUGACGAUGGGGUGGUCUUUUGAUCCUCCAUUUUGUCCCAGGAGAUCUGGAUUCACGUACUUCAACACCUCAGGGCUCUGUAUUAAGGCAUUCACCAAACCGGCCACGUGGAUGGAGGCCCGUACCUUAUGUUGGGAUCAGAGGUUACGCCUCGUUGCUCUUGACACACAGGCUAAGAUCGACAGCAUCAAACAAUCCCUGAAUGACAAGCUUAGCGAACACUCGUUUUCAAUUGGUCUGCACGCGUUCUCGGUGCUGUUUAACAUGAACGCGUACAAGUGGAUCGACGGGGGAUCUCUUGGUAAUGCUCAGGACUGGCUGCCGCAGCAACCACAUAACUUCAGUUCGUGUGUCCGGUUGACCUCAAAGGACAAGAACGUUGGGUGGGAGAGCGUCCUUUGUGACGUUACAUCCGGCUAUGUCUGUGAGAUGGUGCUAGCACAGACACAAGAUGUCCAACUUUUUUCGGGAGAAUGCCAGUACUCCCACCCAGGAUGCCCCACGGCUGACGGUUACACCUACAUAUACGAGGCCGAGCUCUGUGUCAAGCAUCACCCUCAGCCCAAGACGUGGAUCAACGCUGCUGCUGCGUGUCGUGCUGAUGGAGACCGCCUCGUCACGGUGGACAGUGACUCGAAACAACACUAUCUGCACAGAGUAUAUCGACAUAUUUCACCAAAGUACUUCAUAGGCAGCUUCUGGCGUAACUUGACCACUGGGCAGUGGGUGUGGACGAACUGCUCCCCACUGACCUAUACCAAUUGGGAUGCUGGUGAACCCCAGGACAACGACGGUCAUUGUGUGCUGACCUUCCCAAGCGGUUUCUGGCACGACGUCCAAUGUGGUGAAGUCAUGCCGUUUAUAUGUGAAAGAUCUCUGUCAACUACAGAUGAUGGUGACAUGUGCGAAGAAAUGUCAUCAUUAUUUUCGUCUUCGAUGCUGAUAACGACAUCACUGCUGCAGUCAUCAUCUUCGUCGGUACUUGUCUCCGAACCGUCUCCAACCCUCCAAGCUACUCUUUCACCGCACUCAGGCGACAGUAAUGUUGUCUCAACUGAGACAGGAGAGUCAUCGACAUCGGAGAUCGACUUGAUUUCACCAGUGGGGUUGUCUUUUGGUGACACUCUAUCGUCAACAUUUUCAACCGAUACCCCACUCGUCACCAGUCAGACUACAAGGGCAUCGUAUGGUGACACAGUGUCAUUAACACCUUCAAACGAUAUGUCAUCAACCACCAACACAGACGUCAUUCCCAGCAGGAACAGUUCUGAAGUUUCCGAAACAUUUGUGGAGUCAUCCUUUUACGAUAGUGGCAAUGCCAUCAUGCCAUCAACCACAUUCUCUCUCCUAGAGUCCCACGAAACUUAUGUAUCUCAUAAAAGUACAGGGUCCCAAGACAAUUUGGGACUCAAUGAAAGCUCAGGACCCAAUUUGAGUUCAGAUUCCUCCACAUUAGAAUCACCAAUGUCAAGAUGGGAUACUGACCCUGUGUCGAGCAGCAUAAUCUCAAAUACUUCUCAAGAAAUGCAAGCAGAUAUUUCAUCGGUUAAUGGUUCUGAGACAGGUGUGACUGAAAGCUUGGAAACUCAAAGCGUACAUCAUACGUCCUCUUACACUGGCGAAUCACCAGCAUUUACAGAAAGCCUCACUUACACCACAACCCUCAUCCCAGAUUCAAACCGUGAGCGAGUUGUCUAUCAGAUUUGCAGGUGUUCCUGUAUUCCGGAGAACCGACUCGAUGACCUCUUGACUCAUUCAGUCCACGCAAAAAAGAAGGCGAUUAGGGAAAACCUGCUUCUUGAUAAAAGAAACUUGACGAAGACCAUCAUAAAAUACACCAGUGCUACCGAUGAUCGAACCUCAUCCACCAGCAUCGGUGCUUCUGGGUUGGUGUUGAUUGUUUUCACAGUUCUGCUAAUACUUUCUUCCGAUGUUCUUACUUUCUUUCAAAACAGACCAUAUGAAAGACAAAAGCAUCAAGAGUAGAGAUGCCAUUUUUUGGUAUGUACUCGUUCAGGUUGCGUGUUUGAUAAGUAUAAUAUAUAUUUUUUGAAUAUUGACUUACAUCGUAUUAGGAUUUGGAAUUACUCAAGUAGCACUGAAAACAUAAAUUAAAGUCUGAUAUACAAGUAGUAGUUAAUACGUUGCAAGUGAACAUAUGAUACUAUAUGACAUUUAACUGAAACAAUGUAUACAUUUCAAAGAUGAAUUGUACAAUGGAUAGAGAUUUAUUUCACAGUAGAAACAUGAUUCGAGGCAAACAGGUGUGAUUUUCACACAAUUAAUACAAUGUUUUGCCUUUUGUGCCCAGUGGAGUCUGUUUCGGUGGAUAAUCAAUACUGAUUAUUCUCUAGCGUUGCCGUUUUGAAUAUAAUGUAUCUCCUAAUUGAUAUAAAUCACCAUUGUUGCCUUCUUUUGUAUUGUAUUAUAACGGGAGUCAAGUCAAUUGAUUUUAACAUGUGCAUAUUAAUGUUUUGAAUACAUUCGCAUACACCUAUUUGUACUUUAUAACACUUUUUUUGUAAAUACAGUCUAGUUGUCGUGACAAUGAAAACCACCUGAGGAUAAGUACAUGUAUGUUAAACAUUCCCGACUAGAAAUCUGGCCCUGAUAACCAAACACCAUCGCGGAACUUUGCAAUGUCAGUGACGUAGCCCAUCGAUUUAAAGCCAUCACACACACACGCCUUAAGACAAAUGUUCCUGUUUUCGCAAUAUAUACACUCAGUUAAUUCUCAUGCACUGACGUAUAUUUAACCUUUUGCACUUUGACAUGAAUUUACAAUCCAUCAAAAUGCAUAUUCUCACACUAUAAGCGUGACGUCACCUCUUCAGAAAAAAACAUAACCUUAUGAGUGAGUGAGUUAAUAUUAACUGUCGCAUCGGCACUAUUACAGCAAGAACAACUUUUUAUAUCUCCACUCAUGUCAUAAAUGCAAAAUUGUAUUUAAAAGCAAAUUUGCCAAACAUAUUUCAGCAUAACAAUAUUUUUUACAGCCCUUGAAAACACGAGCUAUAAGUCACGAGCAACAAAAGCUAGGAAAACCUCGCUGGUGAUUCGCGAUGCCAUGACAUUCAUUAUCCACUAACAGGCGCCAAUCCACUUUCGUUAACUUUCAAGACUAUUUUUUAAAUUAAAGUUAGAUAGUACCAAAUUAUGAAAAGUUUCGCAAAAGAAAUUGCCUUACCAAUGUAACGUAUCUGUUACUAAAGUACUCACGGAAAUGAAAAAAACCCUGUUUUUUCGAUCUCAGAUUUUAAAUAAAUGCAGUUAAUAUACAAAAUGUAUAAAUA
This is a messenger RNA of Haliotis rufescens (red abalone), 4571 nucleotides long. RefSeq lists its product as uncharacterized. The record is from RefSeq and is a predicted model, not a curated record. The transcript has 8 exons. Lineage: Eukaryota; Metazoa; Mollusca; Gastropoda; Lepetellida; Haliotidae. Bases 37 to 3264 code for a protein of 1075 amino acids.